UCCUGCUGCCCUCUGAGCACCAUCCAGACGCUCUGGUGUGUGACAAGAACAGCAAUGCGGACAGUAAAUCGGCGCUCAAGCACAUCCUGACGGCACCCCCAAACACUUUUUCUAACACUCUCCACCUAAAAAGUGGGGUCCCUUCACAUUGGAGACUUUAGCCAGAAUUAAGGGAUGCCACAGGGAGCCUCCAAAUGAGAGAUACUGACUUGAACAAGAGCUAUAAAAGGAUACAGCGAGUGAGUGAAGAGUUGGUGAUAAUCAGACGUUGUUGGAUUUCUUUUGCACGCUGUUAAGGGAAUCGCAGCUGGCUGGUUCCUGAUUGGAGGACUUAUUUGAACUCUAUUUGUAAACUAAAACAGAACAAAAGAAAGGACUACUAUGGCCAACUCUGGGUUUCAGCUUUUGGGCUACUUUCUGGCACUGGGAGGAUGGAUUGGGAUCAUCUCCACUACUGUGCUGCCCCAAUGGAAGCAGUCCUCGUAUGCAGGGGACGCCAUCAUCAUGGCCGUGGGCUUGUAUGAGGGCCUGUGGAUGUCCUGUGCAUCUCAGAGUACAGGCCAGGUGCAGUGCAAGAUCUUCGACUCCUUGCUCUCGCUGGAUGUCCACAUUCAGACGUGUCGAGCUCUGAUGGUGAUCUCAGUGCUCACGGGCUUCCUCGGUAUCAUUGUGAGUGUGGUCGGCAUGAAGUGCACAAAGGUGGGUGACAACAACCCAUCCACAAAGAGCAUGAUCGCCAUCUCUGGUGGGAGUCUGUUCCUGCUCUCAGGUGUCUGCACGCUGGUGGCCGUGUCCUGGUACGCCACACAGGUGUCUUCCCACUUCUUCGACCCCAACACACCAAUUAAUGCCAAGUAUGAGUUUGGCACCGCUCUUUUCGUGGGGUGGGCGGCGGCCAUCCUGAUGAUGCUGGGCGGCUCGUUCCUCAGCUGCUCCUGCAUCAACGAGGACAGAAGAGGACAGCAGUUCUACCGGCAAUCUCAGCCCUCCACAGCCAGAGAGGAUGAGUUGUUGAGUGAGACUAGUUUCCCUGACUGACCAACCCUCCCUGCCUUUUUUCGAGGACUGUCCGAGCUCUACUCUCUGUGUCUCUGUGUCCCCUCACUCCCACCUAGAAUACAAAUUUGGACACUUGUCUGUACGAUUGGGCUCCUACACCCUACAUACUUAAAACAUGUGUGCCUUUUUUUCAACAUCUGAUCAAUAAACGUGUUUGGAAAAGAAAAGAGAAAUUGUCACCCCCGAUAUCUGUUGUCUGUGUGCGUGGAAACCCCUCUUCGUCUUUGUCUGCCUUUGUAAAUAUGUAUUAUUGCAGUAUUGUAAACUAAAAGGUUUCAUUUGGAGCGGUGGAUCUGAAAGCGUUUUUUUUUUUCGUACUAACUCAAACAUGUUUUGUUUUUUCUUUUAAAUUGCAGAGCAAAUGUUAAAAGUUCUCCAGCAGAGAAAGGGGAGCAGUACUUGUAGUUUGGGCGACUUCGUGGGUCACAAGCUGUUAGAUUUUUGGCAACAGACAAGACACUCUCUUUUCUGUAAUAGUAAAAAAGCUCCAGUAAAAACUCAAACAUAACAUGUUUCCCUGUACAGUAACACAGACAAUGCAUUCAUUACACCAAGCAAUGCAUUUAUUUCCAACCAACAUUGUACUGUAGUGUAAAACAAAUUUGACGAGGAGUGUGUGAGCCGCAUUAGCAUUACCAGUUUUUGACAUGUCAUUUUUUUUUUCUGAGUUUGUUAUACUUGCCGGAAAACAUUAUCACUCAUCUGGAGAGCAUUGAUUCAGGGUACAUUAUAAUGCAUUUAAAUAAUUAUGCAAAUCUUCGACAUGUGCAGUGUAAUAUACUUUUUGAGCUAUAACUGUGUUUUGACUUACAAAUGUCUUUUGGUUUGCUAAUAGUUUAUUGUGUCUUAUAGGGCUGCACAAUAUAUUGCAAAAAUAUCAUUAUCGCGAAUAUAAGCGUAUCGCAGACACUUGAUCGCGAUAAUGAAUGUAUCGCAGACACAAGUGAUAAAUUACAUUUUAUUUGAUGCACUGGUUGUUAAUCUAAAUUUGACUAAUCAGAUAGUGCCUUACUAUCUUUAGCCCUGCCUCCUAAGUAGUUGCUGUUCAGCUAUUGGCUGGAUAAGCCCAAAGGUGAACCCUGAGCUGAAAAUAAACACUAAUGGCGGGAAAUGAAAGCAACCAAUCAGAGUUAGAUUAUUUAAAUACUAAAGACCAAUCCCAAUUCUACCUCUUUACCUCUCGUUUUGCGCAUUUACGUGAAGAGGUAGGGGUGUCUCAGAUCUCUUUGUGCGGUAUAUUUAUAAACUAAUUUCAAGAGGAUCCCUUGCUUAUGAUUGAUCACGGCUGGUCCCUCAUCAGCUGAUCCCCCAAUCAGACGAAUACUAACUCGCUAUAAAAAAAACAGACUUCUUUACUUCAGUCAUCUUCGUCUUGACGAAUCCUCCUUCCACGCCUACUUAUGAGGAUAAGGCGGAGGGCACGGCAGCCCAGUGGUUAGCACUGUUGCCUAACAGCAAGAACACCACAUGUUCGAACCCUUACUGGGCCAGUUGGCGUUUCUGUGCGGAGUUUGCUUGUUAUCCCCAUGCUCGCAUGGGUUUUCCACCAGGUUCCACGGUUUCCUCCCACCAUCCAAAGACAUAUAAUAUAAGUAAAUUGACUAAUCCAAAGUGCCAUCAUAAGACAAAUUCUUAGCUAGCUACAUCUCUUAGCUAUUCUUAACAUGUUCACAAGCAGGGGAGUUCUUGAGACCUACCUGAGCUCAAACUUUCCUCUCGCCCUUCAAACGGGAGGGAGCCCCGAGCUUGAGGAUAUUCUGAGCUCAGGGGAAGGGAUAGAUAGCCCUUAAAACUGAGACUUUCCAGGACCACACUUGAAACCAAGAGGUACAAAAAUUUACCAAAAUACACCAGCUAUAACAGCAGCAUGACUGCACACGUGAGGCAGGAGAUCCACAAAUUAGUAUUUUUGGUAUUAUUAAGAACUUUUACAACAGACAAGCACAUGUUUUAUUACAUUCAUCGUGUUUUACAAUCAUGCUUUUUAAAAAUGAAACCAUUUUAAAAGAAGCUAAAUUUCGCUAUCUAUAACCCAUAACAAUAAGUAGUUUUUGACACUCAAAUUCCCUGUCAAAAACGCCUAGUGGCUGGGAAUGACUUUUAACAGUGUCUGGUAUAGCAUUACUGUUGUUUUCGUACAUUUACAUAGAUAAAUAUGGCCAUGGUGUAAAUGCGCCGUACAUUUACAAGCUUAUUUACACAUUAUAUCGUUAUGAUAACGUAAUAUUGUCGCUUUCCUGAAGAUAAAUACCGAAAAAUAUUGCAACUGGAAUACAGCAAUCGCCAUCGUCAACCACAUAUGAAGUAAGAGCUCGCAACGACAUAUAAUGACGUGUGCUGGUGUUGUAGUGCUGUACCAUUUCAUUCAAUCAUUUAUUCAUUUUCCUUCGGCUUAGUCCUUUUAUUCACCACAGAGGAAUGAACCACCAACUAUUGCAGCAUAUGUUUUACACAACGGAUUUCCAGCUUUUCAAGCUGCAACCCAGUACAGGGAAACACCCAUACACUUUCAUAUGCACACUCAUACACUUUGGCCAAUUUAGUUUAUUCAAUUCACCUAUGGCGCAUGUGUUUGGACAGUGGGGGAAACCGAAGCACCCGGAGGAAACCCACGCCAAUGCGGGGAGAACAUGCAAACUCCACACGGAAAUGCCAACUGGUCUAGCUGGGACUCGAACCAGCAAACUUUUUGCUGUGGGGCGAUCAUGUCACCCUCUGUCCCAUUUCUUAGGGGUAAAUUUGAAGCCGUUUUCCACUUCACACUUUGAUUCAAGGGUCAAGGGGAAGGGGUACAAAAAUAGAAUUAGGAUUGGGUCUAAAUGUAAACAGUUUUUAAAUAAGAAUUAAUAAGAUCUGAAAAUCAUCUUUUACCUGUUUAUUUUAAUAACAUUAUACAUAAAUAAGCCAUUUAAAAACAUAAUAAAAAUGGCAUUUUUCUCGGGAAAUUAUAUAUCGCCAUCGCAAUACUCAACAACAAUAUCGCAUAUUUUCCCAGUAUUGUGCAGCCCUAGUGUCUCAUGUGUGUACUGUAUGUGAAAUGGAUCUUUUACCAUGUGAGAAAUCAAAUGUUUUCAUUUUCAUCUUUUGUUCAUUAAAUGUAUAGUGCAUAAACUGAGGGGUUGAUUUUGCUUCGAAAGAGACCCACGUGUGACACAGAAACCAUAAAUUCUCUUCAAAACUCUAGUGCACUUAUGAUUUGUCUUGGUGAAUUGUAUUCAACCUGCAUUGAAAGGCACUAUUUAUCACGAAUACUGUCUUCAAAAGGGUCCACGGAGCCUGUGGGUUGUCAUUAGAAAUAUUUUAGUUCAUCUUCCACCAGUUAUGUUACCUAAUAUUCAAGUAUGUAUCAUCUCAUAUGAUGUAUCAAGCUUUCUGUUUAUCUGUUUUAAAAUGAAAUAAACUAUACAAUGAUA
Danio aesculapii is the source of this 4472-nucleotide messenger RNA. It is a transcript of the gene cldn19, whose product is annotated as claudin 19. Gene Ontology annotation, cellular component: bicellular tight junction; plasma membrane. Gene Ontology annotation, biological process: bicellular tight junction assembly; cell adhesion. The record is from RefSeq and is a predicted model, not a curated record. Bases 382 to 1038 code for a protein of 218 amino acids. Gene Ontology annotation, molecular function: structural molecule activity. The transcript is spliced from 5 exons. NCBI's taxonomy places the organism in Eukaryota, Metazoa, Chordata, Actinopteri, Cypriniformes, Danionidae.